CGUGCCUGGUUGCCGUCCCUUCAUCCGUCCCACGCCUCGGCCCGCCCAAGAGUCCACCAAGCCAUGGAUGCGGUGACUGUGUAUCAUGGCAAAAUCAGCCGGGAGACGGGGGAGAAGCUCCUGCUCGCCACAGGUCUGGAUGGCAGUUAUUUGCUGAGGGACAGCGAGAGUGUCCCGGGCGUGUACUGCCUGUGUGUACUGUAUCAAGGUUACAUUUAUACAUACCGAGUGUCCCAGACAGAAACAGGUUCUUGGAGCGCUGAGACAGCACCUGGGGUACAUAAAAGAUUUUUCCGGAAAAUAAAAAAUCUCAUUUCAGCAUUUCAGAAGCCAGAUCAAGGCAUUGUAAUACCUCUGCAGUAUCCAGUUGAGAAGUCUUCAGCUAGAAGUACACAAAGUACUACAGGGAGAAGAGAAGAUCCUGAUGUCUUCCUGAAAGCACCAUGAAGAAAAAUAAAAUACCUUGUACUUUAUUUUCAGUAAUUUAAAUAUAUGCUAAGUCUUAUAUAUUGUAGAUAAUACAGUUCAGUGAGCUAUAAAUGUAUUUCUAAAACCCUCAUAGUCCUGUAAUGGAAGCAUCUAGUGUGAUGUUAAAGCUGAAAUGGACUUUGCGGAUAACGAGGAGCUUUGAAAUGAGGAUUGGGAAAAAUA
This is a messenger RNA of Equus quagga, 651 nucleotides long. RefSeq names its product SH2 domain containing 1A (gene SH2D1A). The record is from RefSeq and is a predicted model, not a curated record. The coding region runs from base 64 to 447 and encodes 127 amino acids. The transcript is spliced from 4 exons. NCBI's taxonomy places the organism in Eukaryota, Metazoa, Chordata, Mammalia, Perissodactyla, Equidae. Gene Ontology annotation, biological process: cell-cell signaling; cellular defense response. Gene Ontology annotation, cellular component: cytoplasm.